This is a messenger RNA of Geodia barretti, 1956 nucleotides long. The record is from the annotation of a GenBank genome assembly. NCBI's taxonomy places the organism in Eukaryota, Metazoa, Porifera, Demospongiae, Tetractinellida, Geodiidae.
AUGCCGGCAUACGCCGUAAUCGGAGGACAGUGGGGUGACGAGGGCAAGGGGAAGGUCAUCGACUACCUUGCCGGGCAGGUGGAUAGCGUCGUGCGCUUUGCCGGUGGCAACAACGCGGGCCACACGGUGGUCAACGACGAAGGUGUCUUCCAGCUCCACCUUGUCCCCUCCGGCAUCUGCUGGCCCGAGGUUGACGGCAUUAUCGGCAACGGCGUGGUUGUCGACCCCGACGUCCUGACCGACGAAAUGGAUAUGCUGCGCGGGCGUGGCAUCGACACGGGCAAGCUGCACGUCAGUGAGCGUGCCCACGUCAUCAUGCCCUAUCACGUCCUGCUUGACGGUUUGGAGGAAAAGGCACGCGGAGACAGUGCUAUCGGCACCACCGGCCGCGGCAUCGGCCCCGCCUACGUCGACAAGACCGGCCGGGCUGGCAUCAGGGUGGGCGAUUUGCUCGACUGGGAGACGCUGGCUCCCAAGCUGAAGACUGUUCUUGAGCAGAAGAACGCCAUCAUAACCAAGAUUCACGGCGCAGAACCGCUGGCCUACGAGGACGUGAAGGCCAAGUGCCGGCAGUGGGCCGAACAGUUGCGCCCUUACGCUCAUCCCACCGAACAGAUCGUGCAGGACCGCUUGGCAAUGGGCAAACGCGUGCUGCUGGAAGGAGCGCAGGGGACCCUGCUGGACCUAGACCACGGAUCUUAUCCCUACGUCACUUCCUCUUCGCCAUCCAUCGGCGGUGCCUGCACCGGCCUGGGACUGAGCCCUCAGUCCAUUGCCGGCGUUCUCGGCGUGUUCAAGGCCUACUCAACGCGGGUUGGCGGCGGGCCGAUGCCAUCUGAAAUCGAGGAUGACUUCGCCGAGAAAAUUCGUGAAAUCGCCCAGGAAUACGGCACCACCACCGGCCGUGCCCGGCGCAUCGGCUGGUUUGAUGGCGUGGCCGCCAAGUACAGCCAGCUCGUCAACGGUUUCACCGGCCUCGUGCUCACCCGCCUGGACAUCCUGGAUGGCUUCGAGUCUGUCAAGAUCUGCGUCAGCUACCGAGUCGACGGGCAAGAGGUUGAUCGAUUCCCGGCCAACACGUCUCUGUUGGCCCGCUGCGAGCCCGUAUACGAGGAGAUGCCAGGCUGGAAUGAGCCAACGGCCAGCGCCACAAAGCUGUGCCAGCUACCUGCCAACGCCGUGGCCUACAUCCAUCCGGGACGCAUCGAGGAACUGGUGGGCUGCCAGACGUGCAGAUCGUGUCCACCGGCCCCAGCCGCGCGGAGACCAUCCUACUCAGCCCAAUCUUCUAGUGAUGGAGAGGGUGCGGUGACCUCCAUCCCCACCACUACCGACCUGCUGCGCCUGCUGAGGGAGGAUCCGGACUUCCGGGAUCAAGUCCGGAGUCUGUUGCUGACACAGGAACUGAUCGAGUUGCCGGAGCGCUUCGCCCGCUUCGAGACAUACGUGGAGCGGCAUUUAGCCGAGAUAAGUGCCAACGUUUCCAAAAACACCGGCGACAUCGGCAGGUUGAGAGGCGCAGAGUACGAGCGCCGGGUAGGGCGCAGUUUUGCAAGCUAUGCCAGCAUGGCGUUUCGGCAGCGCCACGGCAGGCGUCUGAGCCGGAACCGGCUGCUUUUCAGCGGUAUCCUCGGAAGAGAUAGCGGGUACGAAGAGUUGAUUGCCGAUGCCGUUGACGACAGCAUGAUUUCCGACGAUGAAAGGGCGGAACUGGAGCAGGCUGACGCGGUGAUGAGUGGACAGGACGGGAGCGCGACUGUGUUCUACGUUGGCGAAUUUUCCAUCACCGUCAACCACACCGACUUAGACCGCGCGAUUGCUCGAGCUGCCGCCCUCAGCAAUGUGACCGGCUGCGAUGCUUGGCCCAUGGUCAUUGGCGAGACUAUACCUGACCCGCAAAGGGCGAGGGCCGAGGCAGAAGGGGUGGCGUUGAGGCAGGUGGCAGAGCAGUCCUGA